CGCUUUUCCAGCGCAUGUGCAUCUUGACUAUUGUGAAAAUCGGCCUUUCCGUUUCGAGAGCUCGAGCUUUCCGUUAAAAUUUAUGUUAACAACAAUCUUACGGUAAUUUGUUAAUAAGCACAAAGCAAUUUUGAAAAGCGACAACAGACGUUUUCAUAAAAGCAUCAAAAGAAUUUUGAAAAAAACAGAAAAGGGAAAAAAUCGAGAAGGGUUUAGAUUUUCGAUAAAGCGAUUCAACUUCAAGAAGAGCCAAAGGAGCGUUACUUUGAUUUUUUUGUACGGAAUUAUUUAAUUGAGAUUUAUUUUCGCAAAAUGGGCAAGGAAAAGACUCAUAUCAACAUUGUCGUAAUUGGUCAUGUUGAUUCGGGUAAAUCGACUACGACUGGACAUUUGAUUUACAAAUGUGGUGGCAUCGAUAAGCGUACGAUUGAGAAAUUCGAGAAAGAAGCCCAAGAAAUGGGCAAAGGUUCGUUCAAGUAUGCCUGGGUUUUGGAUAAAUUGAAAGCGGAACGUGAACGCGGUAUCACAAUCGAUAUCGCUUUGUGGAAAUUUGAAACGCAAAAGUAUUAUGUAACCAUCAUUGAUGCACCCGGUCAUCGUGAUUUCAUUAAGAACAUGAUUACCGGUACUUCGCAGGCCGAUUGUGCUGUUUUGAUUGUUGCAGCCGGUACCGGCGAAUUUGAAGCCGGUAUCUCAAAGAAUGGUCAGACACGUGAACACGCUUUACUCGCUUUCACUUUGGGCGUUAAACAAUUGAUUGUCGGUGUUAAUAAAAUGGAUUCAACCGAACCGCCAUAUAGUGAAGCACGUUACGAGGAAAUCAAAAAAGAAGUCUCAUCGUAUAUCAAGAAAAUUGGUUAUAAUCCAGCUAGCGUGGCAUUUGUACCAAUUUCCGGCUGGCACGGUGACAAUAUGUUAGAACCAUCUGAGAAGAUGCCCUGGUUUAAGGGUUGGACUGUUGAACGUAAAGAGGGCAAAGUUGAAGGUAAAACUUUAAUCGAUGCUUUAGAUGCUAUUAUGCCGCCCCAACGUCCCACCGAUAAGCCAUUGCGCUUGCCCUUACAGGAUGUUUAUAAAAUUGGUGGUAUUGGUACAGUCCCAGUAGGACGUGUCGAAACUGGCAUACUAAAACCAGGUAUGGUGGUAAAUUUCGCUCCUGUUAACUUGACUACUGAAGUCAAGUCUGUUGAAAUGCAUCAUGAAGCAUUGCCAGAAGCUUUGCCUGGCGAUAAUGUCGGCUUCAAUGUUAAAAACGUUUCCGUUAAAGAACUGCGACGUGGUUACGUGGCUGGUGAUUCGAAAAAUUGCCCUCCCAAGGGUGCUGCUGAUUUCACUGCUCAGGUCAUUGUUUUGAAUCAUCCUGGUCAGAUUGCUAACGGUUAUACUCCCGUAUUGGACUGUCAUACCGCUCAUAUUGCUUGUAAGUUUGCCGAAAUUAAAGAGAAAUGUGAUCGUCGUACCGGCAAAACUACAGAAACUGAACCGAAAGCGAUUAAGUCCGGUGAUGCUGCUAUUAUAAUGCUGGUACCCACUAAGCCGUUAUGCGUUGAAAGUUUUCAAGAAUUUCCGCCACUGGGACGUUUUGCGGUACGCGAUAUGAGGCAAACUGUUGCGGUUGGUGUCAUUAAAUCGGUAACCUUUAAAGAGACGUCCUCGGGUAAAGUCACAAAAGCCGCUGAGAAGGCCCAAAAGAAGAAAUAACUAGGGAGUCAGCAGCAAACAAUUACAAUUAAAUUAUAUUAUUAUUUGGUCAUGUCGCCAAAUGAUGAAAAGCAAAAAACAAUUGCUAACAAAACUCAUACAUUUACUAAGCAUAAAUUUAUUGAAAAAAACAAAAAACAAUUACUACAAUUUAUUAUCACUGAUACGAUUAGUAAUUAUAAAAAUAAUAAUAAUAAUAAUAAUAAUAAUAAUAUUGAUAAUAAUAAUGAUAAUGAUAAAAAAUCCAAAAAAUCAACACAACAACAGCAACAACAUACUCUUUUAACUAUACAUGUAAACAAACAAAUAUCCACACCAACACCAAUAUUAAUAAUACCAAUAAUAACAACAACACCAGCACCAACACCACCACCGUCAUCGCAAUCUACAGCAUUAAGCAUAGAAAAGACAUCAUCAUCAUCAUCAUCAUCGUCAUCAUCAUCAUCCAUUACUCAAGCAACUACUGAUGACAAUGAUUAUGAUAAAGAUAACAGCACUUUAUCAUUCCUUAAACUUAUUCAACAUCCUAAAGCCAUCAGCAGCUUCAGUAAUAAAUCACUUAAAGUAACCACCAAUACCAAAACCGUUGAUAUUGAAAAUUUUCAAAGCAUUUCACUUAAAAUUUUUAUGAUAUUUUUAUUAAUUUUAUACUAUAAUUAUUUCAAUUUAAAUCUGCACAGACAUCGUAAAUCAUUUCGCAGGAAAUCGGAAAAGAAGCAAUGUUAUUAUAAUCAAAUAGUAACAUCGCCGCAAUGGCAAAACUUUCAAUCGAUCAUUUUAUAAUUAUGGCAUUAUUUACAUCAGCAGCACUAGCAUUCGCUUAAGCAACAGAACUCGCAUCAUAACUAUCAUCAUCAUUAUCAUCAUCAUUAUAUUCAUCAUUAUCAUCAUUAUCACCAUCAUCAUCAUCAUCAUCAGCAGCAUUGUCGUCGUCGUCGUCGUCAUACAUGGCAGAGGUGACCUUUAACCACUUCUAUAUUCAUGUACUCAUAUACACACUGUUAUAUUAUUUUUAAUACUUUCUCCAAACUGUGAAAUCGUUUAUUAAUCUGUUAAGUGUUCUUAAGUUUUCAAAAAAAAAAAAAACAAAAAAAAUGAAAAACAAAGAAAAAAAAA
Messenger RNA from Glossina fuscipes, 2817 nucleotides. It is a transcript of the gene eEF1alpha2, whose product is annotated as elongation factor 1-alpha 2. The record is from RefSeq and is a predicted model, not a curated record. Bases 313 to 1701 code for a protein of 462 amino acids. Gene Ontology annotation, molecular function: GTP binding; translation elongation factor activity; GTPase activity. Gene Ontology annotation, biological process: translational elongation; translation. NCBI's taxonomy places the organism in Eukaryota, Metazoa, Arthropoda, Insecta, Diptera, Glossinidae. The transcript is spliced from 5 exons.